Molecule: messenger RNA, 1596 nt
Organism: Oncorhynchus kisutch (coho salmon)
Lineage: Eukaryota; Metazoa; Chordata; Actinopteri; Salmoniformes; Salmonidae
Product: proline-rich extensin-like protein EPR1
Exons: 2
Coding region: 1-1596 (531 amino acids)
Source: RefSeq, a predicted model, not a curated record
AUGAUCCCUCACACUUGCCUAUCCAGCCCCUCUUCCCUAUCCAGCCCCCCUUCCCUAUCCAUCCCCAACCCCUCCCUUUCCAGCCCCUCUUCCCUAUCCAGCCCCCCCUUCCCUAUCCAUCUCCAACCCCUCCCUUUCAGCCCCUCUUCCCUAUCCAGCCCCCCUUCCCUAUCCAUCCCCAACCCCUCCCUUUCCAGCCCCUCUUCCCUAUCCAGCCCCCCCUUCCCUAUCCAUCCCCAACCCCUCCCUUUCCAGCCCCUCUUCCCUAUCCAGCCCCCUUCCCUAUCCAUCCCCAACCCCUCCCUUUCCAGCCCCUCUUUCCUAUCCAGCCCCCCUUCCCUAUCCAUCUCCAACCCCUCCCUUUCCAGCCCCUCUUCCCUAUCCAGCCCCCCUUCCCCUUCCCUAUCCAUCUCCAACCCCUCCCUUUCCAGCCCCUCUUCCCUAUCCAGCCCCCCCUUCCCUUCCCUAUCCAUCCCCAACCCCUCCCUUUCCAGCCCCUACACCUUCCUAUCCAGCCCCCCUUCCCUAUCCAUCCCCAACCCCUCCCUUUCCAGCCCCUACACCUUCCUAUCCAGCCCCCCUUCCCUAUCCAUCCCCAACCCCUCCCUUUCCAGCCCCUCUUCCCUAUCCAGCCCCCCUUCCCUAUCCAUCUCCAACCCCUCCCUUUCCAGCCCCUCUUCCCUUUCCAGCCCCCCUUCCCUAUCCAUCCCCAACACCACCCUAUCCUUUCCUCCUUCCCUAUCCAGCCCCAACACCUCUAUCCAACCCCAACACCUAUUUUCCAGCCCCAACCGCUCUCUAUCCAGCCCCAACAGCUCUCUAUCCAGCCCCAACACCUCUCUAUCCAGCCUCAACACCUCUCUAUCCAGCCCCAACACCUCUCUAUUCAGCCCCACCCACUCCCUAUUCAGCCCCACCCACCCACUCCCUAUCCAGCCCCACCCACUCCCUAUCCAGCCCCAACACCUCUCUAUCCAGCCCAACACCUCUCUAUCCAGCUCCAACGCCUCUCUAUCCAGCCCCAACACCUCUCUAUCCAGCCCCAACACCUCUCUAUUCAGCCCCACCCACUCCCUAUCCAGCCCCACCCACUCCCUAUCCAGCCCCAACACCUCUCUAUCCAGCCCCAACACCUCUCUAUCCAGCCCCAACACCUCUCUAUUCAGCCCCACCCACUCCCUAUCCAGCCCUAACACCUCUCUAUCCAGCCCCAACACCUCUCUAUCCAUCCCCAACCCCUCUCUGUCUAUUCCCAACCCCUCACUAUCCAGCCCCAACCCCUCCCUAUCCAGCCCCAACCCCUCCGUAUCCAGCCCCAACCCCUCCGUAUCCAGCCCCAACCCCUCCUUAUCCAGCCCCAACCCCUCCUUAUCCAGCCCCAACCCCUCACUAUCCAGCCCCAACCCCUCCAUAUCCAACCCCUCUCCAUUAAUUCCCAGCCCCAUCCCCUCCCUGUCCAACCCCAACCCCUCUCUAUCCAACCCCAACCCCCCCCAUCGAUAUCCAAAGACUCAGCAGUACGUCGUUGCCUUGAGUUCAUUACCAGAGAUGGGACCUCCCCCUUUUGUUCCCAAAACCGAGGCCUCACCAUGGUAA